AUGGCCGCCAAAAAAGUAGCUCACUCCCGGAGCUCCGACGAGAUCAUAAUUUGUUCUUUCUUGUGCUUUCAGGUGUUUGGGAUAUGCACAGUGUCGCGACCAUUUAUCAUAUUUUUGAAUGUGAUCCUAAUUUCCAAACUCUAUGGGGCUAGAUGGUUUCCUAAAACCUUGCCCUGUGAUGUCUCUGUGUAUGGUCCUCAGGCUCAAGUGAUUGUGGACUGCACAGACAAGCAUCUGAUGGAAAUUCCCGGAGGCAUUCCCACCAAUACCACCAACCUCACCCUCACCAUUAACCACAUACCGCUCAUCUCCCCAGCCUCCUUCAGCAGGCUAGACCAUCUGAUAGAAAUUGAUUUCAGGUGCAACUGUGUACCUACUCGGCUGGGACCAAAAGACAACAUUUGUACCAAGCGGCUGCAGAUUAAGCCCAAAAGCUUUAGUACACUUACUUCACUAAAAGCCCUUUACUUAGAUGGAAACCAGCUUCUGGAGAUACCUCGGGGUCUUCCUUCCAGCUUAAAGCUCCUGAGCCUUGAGGCCAACACCAUCUUUUCCAUAACAAAAGAGAAUGUAACCGAACUGGCCAACAUAGAACUGCUCUACCUGGGCCAAAACUGUUAUUAUCGCAAUCCUUGUAAUGUUUCAUUUUAUAUAGAAAAGGAUACCUUCCUAAACCUGAGGAAUUUGAAAGUGCUCUCCUUAAAAGAUAACAAUGUCACAGCUGUCCCCACUAUUUUGCCAUCGAGUCUAACCAAACUCUAUCUUUAUAACAACAUCAUCGCAGAAAUCCAAGAAAAUGAUUUUAGUAGCCUCAACCAACUGCAACUUCUUGACCUAAGUGGAAAUUGCCCUCGUUGUUAUAAUGUCCCGUUCCCUUGUACGCCCUGUGAAAACAACGCUCCCCUACACAUCCAUGUAAAGGCUUUCGAUGCCUUAACAGAAUUGAGAGUUUUGCAUCUGCAUAGUAACUCACUUCGGCAUGUGCCCAAACGAUUGUUUCAAAACCUUAACAAACUUGAGGAGCUAGACCUAUCCCAAAACUACUUGGCCAAAGAAAUUGGAGAUGCUACAUUUCUGCAUUCUCUUCCCAACCUUGUGCAAUUAGAUCUGUCUUUCAAUUAUGAACUUCAGGUCUAUCAAACAUUUAUGAAUCUUUCACAUGCAUUUUCGUCACUGAAAAACCUGAGAACAUUGCAUAUCAAAGGAUAUGUCUUUAAAGAGUUGAGAAGCCCUGACCUCACCCCUCUAAUGAGUCUUCCCAAACUUGAAGUUCUUGACCUUGGCACUAACUUUAUCAAAAUUGCUGACCUCAGCAUAUUCAAACAAUUUGAAAGAUUAAAAGUUAUAGAUCUUUCGGUGAAUAAAAUAUCACCUUCAGGAGACUCGAGCGAGGUCGGCUUCUACUCUAACACCAGAACUUCUGUAAGCAGUUACGGACCCCAGGUCCUUGAAGCUGGACACUAUUAUUUCAGAUACGAUGAGUAUGCAAGGAGCUGCAGGUACAAACGCGAAGAGGUGCCUUCUUUUUUGACCCUUAAUGAAAGUUGCAAAAUGUAUGGGACGGCUUUGGACCUAAGUAAAAACAACAUAUUUUUUGUCAAGUCCUCUGAUUUUCAACAUCUUUCCUUCCUUAAAUGCUUAAACUUGUCAGGCAAUUCAAUCAGCCAAACUCUUAAUGGUAGUGAAUUCCAGCCCUUAGUGGAAUUGAAAUAUUUGGACUUCUCAAACAACCGACUGGAUUUGCUCCACUCAACCGCAUUUAAGGAGCUACGCAACCUAGAAGUUCUGGAUAUCAGUAGCAAUAGCCACUAUUUCCAAUCAGAAGGACUGACUCACAUGCUAAACUUUACCAAGAACCUAAAGGUUCUGAAGAAGCUGAUGAUGAACUACAAUGAUAUCUCUACCUCCUCCAGCAGGACCAUGGAGAGCGACUCUCUCAAAACACUAGAAUUCAGAGGAAACCACUUGGACGUUCUCUGGAGAGAUGGUGAUAACAGAUACCUACAAUUUUUCAAGCAUCUGGUCAACUUAGAGGAAUUAGACAUCUCCGAGAAUUCCCUGAGUUUCUUGCCCCCUGGGGUUUUUGAUGGCAUGCCUCCAAAUCUAAAGAACCUCUCCUUGGCCAAAAAUGGACUCAAGUCGUUCAACUGGGGAAGACUCUCGUUGCUGAAGAAUGUGGAAACUUUGGAUCUCAGCAAAAACCAGCUGAAGACUGUCCCUAAGAGAUUAUCCAACUGUUCCAGAAGCCUCAAGAAACUGAUUCUCAAGAAUAAUCAAAUCAGGCGCCUGACAAAAUAUUUUCUACAAGAUGCGUUCCAGUUGCGAUAUCUGGACCUCAGUUCAAACAAAAUCCAGAUGAUCCAAAAGACGAGCUUUCCGGAGAAUGUCCUCAACAACCUGGAGCAGCUGCUUUUACACCACAAUCGCUUUCUGUGCACCUGUGAUGCUGUGUGGUUCGUCUGGUGGGUUAACCACACAGAGGUCACUAUUCCCUACCUGGCCACUGAUGUGACUUGUGUGGGGCCAGGAGCACACAAGGGCCAGAGUGUGGUCUCCCUGGAUCUGUAUACCUGUGAGUUAAAUCUGACUAACCUGAUUCUGUACUCAUUUGGUAUAUCUAUGACUCUCUUUCUAAUGGUGGUCACAACAGCAAGCCACCUCUAUUUCUGGGAUGUAUGGUACAGCUACUAUUUCUGCAAGGCCAAGAUAAAGGGGUAUCGGCGUCUGAGAUCAGAUUCCUGUUAUGAUGCCUUCAUUCUGUAUGACACUAAAGAUCUGGCCGUGACAGAAUGGGUUUGGGAGGAGUUGGUGGCCCGACUGGAGGACCCAAGAGAGAAACAUUUUAAUUUAUGUCUCGAGGAAAGGGACUGGUUACCAGGGCAGCCAGUUCUGGAAAACCUUUACCAGAGCAUAGAGCUGAGCAAAAAGACUGUGUUUGUGAUGACAAACAAGUAUGCAAAGAUGGAGAACUUCAAGAUAGCUUUUUACCUUUCCCAUCAGAGACUCAUGGAUGAAAAAGUCGAUGUGAUUAUCUUGAUCUUUCUUGAGAAACCUCUUCAGAAAUCCAAAUUCCUCCAGCUCCGGAAGAGGCUCUGUGGGAGUUCUGUUCUUGAGUGGCCGACAAACCCACAGGCUCACCCGUACUUCUGGCAAUGUCUGAAAAAUGCCUUGGCCACAGACAAUCACGUGGCUUACAGUAAGGUGUUCAAAGAGACAGUCUAGCUCUUCUUAGAAAAAUGUGACUGCCUGGCUAAACAAGGAGAUAUUUGGUCACCUUGGAUUCUCUCAUCAAUUUCUCACCUAGACAGUUUUGAAAUUCUCCCAAGAGCUGGGAUCGACGACACCAGUGGGGAUUCACCAUGUUGGACAAAAGAGUUUAAAAGAUGGGACGGAUACAUAGAUUCAAGUCUUUCUCCUUCAACGUUUCCACUUGCAGCGAGUCUCUCCCCUCAGCUCUUGUAUAAAAUUCUCUCGGGAGGAAGGUAGCAAGUCAAGGCUGGCAACAUGUGUACUGCUUCCAAAGGGCAUCUAUCUACUUAAUAAGGACCACAAUUUCCCACAUUAAUCUCUGAAAUGAAAGGAGACAUACUAUAAGUUGCUAGCGUCCCCUCUUCAACAAUUUCUGUAAGCUUGAUCGCGUUUAAUGAAUGGA
Molecule: messenger RNA, 3652 nt
Organism: Echinops telfairi (small Madagascar hedgehog)
Lineage: Eukaryota; Metazoa; Chordata; Mammalia; Afrosoricida; Tenrecidae
Gene: TLR7
Product: toll like receptor 7
Exons: 2
Coding region: 1-3222 (1073 amino acids)
Biological process (GO): toll-like receptor 7 signaling pathway; positive regulation of interleukin-6 production; toll-like receptor signaling pathway
Cellular component (GO): plasma membrane
Molecular function (GO): protein binding; pattern recognition receptor activity
Source: RefSeq, a predicted model, not a curated record